AUGGGGCAGAGCAAUUCCAGGCCAAAUCCGCCGUCUCCGCCGCCACAGGCUCCAGAAGAGGCUCCGAAAGAACCCACGCAAGACAGCCCCGAAAGUACCAGCGCCGACGUUGUGCCAGAGGCUGCCACUGAGGACGGUGUGCCGGCGUCGAGGUCACGCCGAUCUUCGAUGCGUAAGAGCCUGCUCAACUUCGUGAAGCCGAGCAGCAUACGCAGCAGAGUCACCAGCAUCGCAUCGGCACCUGGGGAUGCCAGACGAUCGUGGCGGAACGCCAGACGGUGGUCCAAGGCGCCUGUUGACCCUAGGCCACCACCACCUGCUGUCGACUCCACACCAUCCUCGUCAUCUGGGCCUUCAGCUGAACCGUCGUGCAAUGUAAAAGGGAAGCAGCCGGAGCGUGAGCCCCCUAUUGAGGACGAAGAAGAGUUCCACGAGGCGGUGGAAGCAUUAGAGGAACCCCCGAUGGCAUUGCCAGAGGUGGUGCUCAGCGAGCCGACUUCGCCCGCCAGCAGUUCGUGGGUCAACGUGCAGGAUCGGGACCAGAGCCCUGAAUUCGCCUCUGUAACGCCCCCAGAACCCGAACCUCAACCUUACGCCCCCAACCACGCCACAACAUCCACACCACCGCCCGAGUUCUCAGAAUCCGACCCCCAGCCCUCAGCCCAGCCACCGACGGCCCCACGGCCGGCAGCAGCGCCGCUUCCUCAUCGCCAGUUUCCACCGCCAGGAACGCUCGUUGUGGUGCAGGGCAUCGUACAUACGACAGAUGUGUCACGAACACCAUCGCCAGCAGCACCGACAGCAGCACCGACAGCAACACCGACACCAGGGCCAGCACCGUCGCAACCCCCAUCGACAGCGAACUCUCGGCCUGCUUCUCAUCUGGACGUGGAGCGGGAUCAGGCGCCGAGUCGAGCGAGGAACAGGCUCUCGGCGCUUCUUCGGCCAAGAUCAGCGUCAUCGCGCCGUUCCUCUGCACUGAUUAACGACGCCUCACCGACGCCUACACCGCCUCCAGAGCCAGAGUUGCCCACGUCGGAAUCGUCGACGUCGUCUUCCUCGGCGGAGUCGGCCCCGACUGAUGUAACUAUACCUUUAAUCAGCGAUUCUGCGGAGGCGAGUUCGUCGCAGCCGCAACCUACGGAGCUUCCAUCGUCCGAGCCACAGCAGCAGCAGCAGCAGAGCCAGCCACAGACCGAAAAUCGUGCUCCUGCUAUUUCGUCGAGCAGCAUUGAUGUAUUGGGCACGUUGCUCAGUGUCGCGGCAGCAGCAACAGCAGCAUCUCUCCUUACUGGAUCUUCUGAACCAAUUCUCUCCUCUGGUCUUGCACCUCCAAGCGGUGCAGGCUCGACACCAUCGUCAGCUUCCACGACAUCACUACCCAAUCCUCAUCGUGGUCAUCCGCAAGCCCCAGACAUAACCGCCAAUGGACGGGCGGAGCGUAUGCGGCAGGCUUGGAGUACGAUAAGGGAAAGGCUGGGACUCAGGCCCUCUCCUCCGGUCCCCACACCUACGAACAAUAACAACGCAUCCGGUACGGACGACACACCUCUGAUGGAGAUCAACACUGAUGGGAAUGCAACACCAGCAGACAACUUGAAUGCCAACGGUCUCGGACAAGGACCGACCGACACUCGAGAGUUGAUGUUGGCGGAGAUGGCGAGGGCGUUCAAUAUUGGGCUCGGGUUGAACGGGUUGGGCGGAAUGACGCCGCCUGCAGGUGCGGCAUCUCAAGGAUCUGCUACUCCAGGUGCCGAAGGUGACAGUGAGGCUGUUGGUGCGGGCGUGGAGCGACCGCCGGCAGAAGGUGAUGCCCCAGAGACACAAGGUAGAGGAGAAGGACAUGGGCAGACCCAACAACCUUCCACAAGCCCGACGCUGCCACCAGAAGGCAGUUUCGAGCGGUUCCUGGUGGAUUUGCAGACCGACCUGAGGGUGGCGCUGACGCAGGUCGAGGACGUGCCAGGUCAACAACCAGUUCAAGAACCACAGGAAGAACAUGUGUCUGCCCAACUCAGUUCCAUGCAGGCACAACCAUCGACCGUUGGAUCUGCGAACGAGGAGGUUGCUGCACCUGCUGCCUCGUCUUCUCCGUCGUUCGGAACGGUGCCUCCUCCUGCCAGCACGUCGGAGCGGAACGAUCGACAUGAUCAUGGAGUGGACACGCGGAGAAGGGACGGUGAUGACGCAUCUGUGAGCUCGAUGCCCUACCUCGAGGAGAUCACGGACUCGGAUUCGGAGAGCGAGUUUGAUGAAGCAGAGGAGUACGACGACGCAGAUGACUUCCACUCUGCUCCAAAUGGAUCGAUACCUCACCUCGGAGGCGCAGCGCAGCAUGAUCAUCGCCCACACGCACAUACCCACACUCAUACCCACGCACAUACCCACACUCAUACCCACGCACAUACCCAGACACACCCAGCGCCAGCUGCGCAUGGCCUAGGAGCAACGGCAGGCACGACAAACCACAUCGAUGCUGCUGGGAGGAUCAACUGGUGGAGGCUGUACCGAUUCCCACCAAUCCUGUCGACGAGAGUGGAGCUGCCCCCUGGACGGAGACAAGGAUCUGGGGUUGGCACGCCGGCUCCUGCAGCUGCAGCGGGCUCGACAGUGGCAGAGUCCGGACCUAAUCCUGAGAGUGCUGUAGCUCCGACGCCGUCCGUUAACCUAGAAGGUUCUUCGGAGCCUGCAGCCGUUAUUGCUGACCCGUUGGCCACGACACCCUCGACUUCGUCAACACAGUCCUCGCUCAGUCCGGAUGUUCCGUCAAUAUCUCCACACUCCACUCCGUCAUCGUCUGCUUCUCCUUCAACAUCAUCACCGUCAACAUCUCCGUUUUCAAACACAAACAACACGACUCCAUCGUCGUCUAAUACCAACUCAAUGCCAACGCUAACCUCCCCACCGCCGUUUACCCUGGACGCCGUUGUUCCUGUCAUCGUUGUUGGAUUACAAUCCGUCAACUCUGAGUGGCCGCCCGACGUGCCUCCGACUCAAGGAACGGAUGAGGGUAUCGAUUUCUUCGGCCAGCCUCCCGCUUCAGGGUCCGAUGCUGGUGUCGACCCCAUCGACGGUGAAGAGAUGGACGAAUCUGAUCCAUGGGGUGUGGGUGAUGCCCAAGCAAUGGGAAUGGGGGCUGGAGCCGAGGGUGCUGGGAGGGCUAAUGGAAGGCCGAGAGGGUGGCAGUCUCGCGCUGCGAACGCCAUUCGGAAUUUGCGUCCUGGUGGCAGGCGGAAUGCGGAGGCGGGUGCUGGUGGUCUGCACAACCCAACGCAGAUGCCGUCGUUGGCCGCUCCUGGUAGUCGGACGUUCUUGAUUUAUGUCAUCGGAGGUUACUAUCCACCCGAUCAUAACAUCGUUACAGGAGGCCCAACUCUAGACUCGUUCGAUGCUCUGAUAGAGCUUGCUGACUUGCUCGGUCACGUCAAACCACCCACCGUCUCGAAAGAUGAGAUCGAGAAAUCAGGAUUGGAGACGAUCAAAGCCUCGCAAGUUGCCCAGUACGAGAAGGAUGGCAAGAUCUCGUCCAACUGCACCGACCGAUGCCUCAUCUGUCUCGACGACUACGAUCCGGAAGACAAUGUCCGCGUGAUGACAUGCCGGCAUGCGUUCCACAAAAACUGCGUCGAUGAGUGGCUGCAACGGGGUAGGAACAACUGUCCAGCCUGUCGGACGACGGGCGUUUCGACUGAUACCCCCACUCCCUCUGUCCCGACUUCAUGA
This is a messenger RNA of Cyclocybe aegerita, 3723 nucleotides long. NCBI's taxonomy places the organism in Eukaryota, Fungi, Basidiomycota, Agaricomycetes, Agaricales, Hemipholiotaceae. The record is from the annotation of a GenBank genome assembly.